AUGGCGUCCGGAGACCAGAGAAGCGAAUUGGACAAAGAAAUGAAAAACGGUGUGGUGGAUCAAGCCGCUGACGACUCUCAAACAUCCGAUAACGAUGGCGGCGAGCGUCCGGUCCGAAACAAGCUGAAGGAGACUACCAUUACAUCUGCUCCCCAAGCAUCCACAGAAACGAGUACGGACCAGCGCGACGAUUCUAGCAGGGCGAGCAGCCGAGGUAGGAAGCGGUCGUUUGAUGACGAGGAGCCGGAAAACAACGAUGAGGAAGCUGGUCAUAGGCGGAAGCGAUCGAGAGAUUCGGCUACGGAAGAGCCGCCAACUCAACCGGAGGAGAAUCAGUCAGAGCAGUCGCAGGACUCGGCAAGCACAUUGAAGAAGAAGAGAAGCAGGGACCAGCUGGACAAGGACGAACCGAAAACUGAAAAUAAGUCAGAGAUCGCCGAAACUAAGGAUAGUUCGGAUAAUGCCCCAGUAGCAGCUAAGGUCGCAGCUGAAGGGGAACCCGAGAAGAAGCGGCAUAGGGAUGGUGACCCGGCGCCUCUACCUAGUGCAUUCGCGAAUGCGUCGGCUGUGUCUCCGUUUGGCGCAAUCGGCACCUCAACAUCGAAACCGCCAGCUGAAGAAGCCAAACCCACUACGUCUUCAUCUGCUUUUGCCUCGUCAAGCCUAUCUGCUUUUGCUGGCUCAGAGCAAUCCCCCUUUGGGUCUCUCGGUGAAUCUACGCCAUCUGUCCUCAAAUCUUCAACGGAAUCGAUUCCUGCCGAGACAGAAAAGCCCGUGGCAACUGGUUUUGCCGCUGCUGCCAAGCCGUCUGGUGGUUUUGCAGCUCUAGGGUCCGGGUUUUCAGCAUUCAGUGGCGGCUUUGGGGCUGCUAGCUCAGGCGCUGGUCUGACUAGCUUUGCUGCCGCCACAGCUCCCAGCACUUUUGCCAGUACAAGCUCGAAGCCCUUUGGCGCCGAAGCGGACUCGGACGAAGAGGAAGAAAACGAAAAGGAAGAAGAUAGCGGACCCGCCGAGUUUGAGGCGGAUAAAACUGAUGAGAGAUUCUUUGCGCGACAGAUCGAGACCGGUGAAGAGGAGGAAAAGACAUACUUCGCUUGCAAGGCCAAACUCUUCCACUUCUCAGACAAGGAAUGGAGAGAGCGUGGCCUUGGUAAUUUCAAAGUCAAUGUCAGGGUCAUUGACGGGGUUGAAGACAAGAAGUCGGCCCGUAUGGUCAUGCGUGCAGACGGAGUCCUCCGUGUCAUGCUGAACACUGCUCUGUUCAAGGGUAUGAAGGUUGGUGAUGGCGAAGGCAAGGAACCAAAAUCCAAGCAGAUCAUCUUGGCAAGUUUAGAAGGAAACCGCUCUGUCCCUCUUUUGCUCCGGACGGGGAGUGAAGACCAGGCCAAGGAGCUAUAUCAUACGAUCCAGGAUUUGUUGGAACAUCAAUAA
This is a messenger RNA of Aspergillus puulaauensis, 1431 nucleotides long. RefSeq lists its product as uncharacterized. The coding region runs from base 1 to 1431 and encodes 476 amino acids. The transcript has 6 exons. Gene Ontology annotation, cellular component: cytoplasm; nuclear pore. Gene Ontology annotation, molecular function: GTPase activator activity. Gene Ontology annotation, biological process: intracellular transport. The record is from RefSeq and is a predicted model, not a curated record. Lineage: Eukaryota; Fungi; Ascomycota; Eurotiomycetes; Eurotiales; Aspergillaceae.